This is a messenger RNA of Dicentrarchus labrax (European seabass), 1309 nucleotides long. RefSeq names its product proteasome 20S subunit beta 4 (gene psmb4). Lineage: Eukaryota; Metazoa; Chordata; Actinopteri; Moronidae. Gene Ontology annotation, cellular component: proteasome core complex. The record is from RefSeq and is a predicted model, not a curated record. The transcript has 8 exons. The coding region runs from base 46 to 822 and encodes 258 amino acids.
GCCAACAAGAAGACGCUGUGUCGUCACUUCCUGCAGAUAUUCAACAUGGAGUCGUGCGGAAUGAAGCUGAGUUUCUGGGAGAACGGACCAAAGCCGGGACAGUUUCACUCGUUCUCCGGCGGCAGCAGCGGGUCGAGCACAUCCUGCGGGCCGGUCAGACACACACUUAACCCCAUGGUAACCGGGACGUCGGUGCUCGGCGUGAAGUUCACCGGCGGCGUCAUCAUCGCGGCGGACAUGUUGGGCUCGUACGGCUCUCUGGCUCGCUUCAGGAACAUCUCGCGCCUCAUGAAGGUGAACGGUAACACCAUCCUGGGAGCGUCGGGGGACUACGCCGACUACCAGUACCUCAAGCAGAUCAUCGAGCAGAUGGUUAUCGACGAGGAGCUGCUGGGUGACGGUCACAGCUACAGCCCGAAGGCGGUCCACUCCUGGCUGACCAGAGUGAUGUACAACCGCCGCAGCAAGAUGAAUCCUCUGUGGAACACGGUGGUGAUCGGAGGCUUCUACAACGGCGAGAGUUUCCUGGGUUACGUGGAUAAGCUGGGCGUGGCCUAUGAGGCGCCCACAGUGGCCACAGGCUUUGGAGCAUACCUGGCUCAGCCCCUGAUGAGGGAGGCGUUGGAGAACAAGGUGGAGAUCACCAAACAGGAGGCUCGGGACCUGGUGGAGCGCUGCCUCAAAGUGCUUUACUACAGAGACGCUCGCUCCUACAACAGGCACGAGAUCGCCAUAGUAACAGAAGAGGGCGUGGAGAUCAUUGGUCCUCUGUCUUCUGAAACCAACUGGGACAUCGCUCACAUGGUCAGUGGGUUCGAAUGAAGACGAGCUGCGACCGAUGAAGCAUCGCUGUUUCUCUGCUCAGUCUAAAACACCUGCUUUAUCCCAGUUUAGUUUUUUUUCUGCUGUUCACUGUAACUUUUGUAUAAUGGAAAACAAAUGUGAUAAAUAAAUGUUAAAAAAAGCCUUGUUUCUUGGGUUUAUUUGUACGGAUGAAUAUGACUUUAAAUAACUAACACACAUCAGAUAGACGUAUUACCUCCAGUUGGAUAGUACUGUUAUUAAAAGGGGUGUUUGACACAAGUGAAAUUAACACAUCUUUUGUGGAUUUAAAACCAUGAAAUAAACUUGUAGCCUGUUAAAUCGUCUGCUUUCCUCUGGACGGUAUAAUAUGUUUACUACACGUACAGAUAUGUUUAAUCCAUAAAAUAAGAUGUUCCUAUAUUUUUAUAUUAUUAAACUGGCACUGUAGUACAAAGAGUAAAUAAAGAAUAAAAUAAAAUAUUUCUAAAAAUGUUUAUUUGCAGUA